Molecule: messenger RNA, 1172 nt
Organism: Rhipicephalus sanguineus (brown dog tick)
Lineage: Eukaryota; Metazoa; Arthropoda; Arachnida; Ixodida; Ixodidae
Exons: 2
Coding region: 146-721 (191 amino acids)
Source: RefSeq, a predicted model, not a curated record
CAUAGUUUUCACGGACGUCACAACUGGGGCUUGUGGGAUAGGUGGCCGCCAUGAUGGUGAACUGCUAGCGCGGUGUUAUCGUUGGGUGCGUGUGCAGGUCCGAUAUUUUCGCGUUGUGCGGGUUCAGUAACAGCGCGGCGUCGCAAUGCCGAUGUGUGCGAUGACUGGCUGCAGUGCGAGAAGCACGUCUGCCGCACAGAAAAUGGACCUGGAGCCAAGAACCGGGCUCUACCGAUUGCCGAAAGUGAUAACUCGGCAAUGCGACCGCACGAAAGUGUUGUCGGAGCAGCGUCGUCGUCUCUGGCUCGCUCGCAUCAACAGAAAGGGCCUCAAGAACCUGGAUUACAUCCGUGUAUGCGGUCGGCGUUUCAUCUCAGGACAGCCAGCGAGUCUAAUGGACAACACAAACCCGGAUUGGGUGCCGAGCCAACACUUGGGAUACAGCAACCGCACAGCACCGGGCGUUAACUCUACUUCUCGGUACAAGCGCGCCAAAAAUCGGCUGGCAAAAAAAAAAAGAAAAGAAAGGUGGCCACAGCCGCGAACGCAGCUAACAUUCAGCCGGCAGAGGUUGACCAUCCUUCGCCUGAAAUGGUCGAUGCAGACGAUCACUUCAGUGAAGAGGCGCCUGCUGAAUUACUUUACCUCGCUCAACACGAUGACGCGCUUGGAGGGCAGCCGCUUUGCUGUCACGCCGCUCACACGGCCACUGGUGAAGUAGUUGUGAGCCUCAAGUGACAUGUAAGCUUUCAUUUCGGUGAGCGAUACGUGGUUCGUCCACAGCACCAAAUAGUUCACGAUGUCGGCAUGCGUCGUAACCGGUAGCAGCUCCACGUCCGUCGUCGUGUCAGUACCGGCGCACAACGUGUAGGGGUCAACUCCAUCGCACAUGCUGAUCUUCGCUUCAUAACGUGCACGCAUCGGACCCACCAGCUCGGCAAAAUAUGACGGGCAGAAUUCCUUCCGCCUGACAGGCGCCAUCAUUCAAACACUCGAUAGCUCGCAAGUAGCAAAAUCAAUGACUACCACGCCGACAGACUGCAGGAAGACAGCGAUGAACACUCGUGCGCACGCUUGGGCAUGCUCGCGCGCGUUUGUCGCUGUUCUCCAACAUGGCGGACACCGCCAGCAGACGACGGUGUGACGUCACAUGAAAACUAUGUAUAGAGACG